AAAGAGACAAUGUAUUUUGUACUACAUGUAUUUGCUCUGUUCUUGGUGCCUACUAUAACUGCAACUACAAAAGAUAAAACCAAAAUUCAAACAACAGAUCAAUGUUUGACCGAAACGAGUUCCCUUCGAACACUUUUGAUUCUUGCCUCACAACUUGUUAAACUUCAACAAGCUUGUUGCAACAAAACUGAAACAGAAGUGAUUAAAGGAAUAGAAAAUUACACGGAUUGGGCUUCAAAAGAAGACGUAAGAGAAAUAAAGCAGGAAUUGAAAUCAAUGCGUAAUUUAUUACAGAAAUGUAAAGGAAAGGAUAGUGCAUUUUAUCCAAAAGAUUGUCAGGACUUGUUGUUAAGAGGUCACAAAGAAAGUAAAGUGUACACAAUCUACCCAAAUAAAGAAACUGGAAUCAAGGUUUUCUGUGAUCAGAAAACAGACGGUGGAGGAUGGACAGUUAUACAAUGAAGGCAGGAUGGGUCUGAAAAUUUCUACCGAAUGUGGGAUGACUACAAAAACGGAUUUGGAAACCUUUCAAAGGAGUUUUGGCUAGGAAAUGAGAAAAUUCACGCAAUUACAGAAUCUGGAAAUUACAUGUUGCGAAUAGAAUUGGUGGACUUUUCAAAAAAUUCCCGUUAUGCAAUCUAUAAAUCCUUUAAGGUUGGAAACGAAAAAUCUGGAUAUGUGUUAAACAUCUCAGGUUUUAGUGGAAAUGCUGGGGACUCUUUAACUAACCAUAAUAAUAAAAAGUUUGUAACAAAGGAUCGGGAUAAUAAAGGAAACUGUGGAAUGCAGUUUAAGGCCGGUUGGUGGUACCAUGGAUGCCACAAUUCAAACUUGAACGGUCUGUAUAAGAAAGGCUGGCACUCCUGGUAUGGUGGAGGCGUAAACUGGGAGCACUGGAGAGGACAAAAUUAUUCUCUCAUGUUUACUGAAAUGAAAAUAAGGAAAUCAAACGUCUGAUAUCGCACUUGAAAAGUGUGUUUAGUUGGAAUUUUGUCUCAAAUGAAUAAAAA
Messenger RNA from Saccostrea cuccullata (small rock oyster), 1010 nucleotides. Its product is annotated as ficolin-1-A-like. The coding region runs from base 493 to 957 and encodes 154 amino acids. The transcript has 5 exons. The record is from RefSeq and is a predicted model, not a curated record. Lineage: Eukaryota; Metazoa; Mollusca; Bivalvia; Ostreida; Ostreidae.